Molecule: messenger RNA, 1255 nt
Organism: Rattus rattus (black rat)
Lineage: Eukaryota; Metazoa; Chordata; Mammalia; Rodentia; Muridae
Gene: Pop4
Product: POP4 homolog, ribonuclease P/MRP subunit
Exons: 7
Coding region: 228-893 (221 amino acids)
Biological process (GO): tRNA 5'-leader removal; rRNA processing
Cellular component (GO): ribonuclease MRP complex; ribonuclease P complex
Molecular function (GO): ribonuclease P RNA binding
Source: RefSeq, a predicted model, not a curated record
CACGCCGAUGACGUCAGAGAGGCGCCUGAUCCGAAAUUGACGCCGGCUGGAGCAAGUCCGUGCGUUUUGUAAAUUGUUUCUUGGGCUUAUCGGAUUUUUUUCAGGUGGAAACUUAAACAGAAAAGCAUCCAAGUGGGGGUAAAAACCUCUGAACAAAGCGAAGAAAGGAAAAGAAUGCAUGAGGCCUGGAGGAGACAUCGUUAGAGCGCUCCGGAAGCUGGCCGACAAUGAAGGCUGUGAUCUACCAUGCCUUUUCUCAUAAAGAAGCCAAGGACCACCAUGUGCAGGAGCUGGGAACCCAGCGGGCUGAGGCCUUUGUGCGGGCCUUCCUGAAGCAGAGCAUACCUCACAUGAGCCAACAAGACUGCGAGAGCCAUCUGCAGCGCAAGGCUGUGAUCUUGGAAUAUUUCACUCGCCUGAAGCCGAAGCCAAGGCCAAAGAAGAAAUCCAAAGGCCUCUCUGCCAAACAGAGGAGAGAGCUGCGGCUCUUUGACAUUAAACCAGAGCAACAGAGGUACAGUCUCUUCCUCCCUCUACAUGAACUCUGGAAACAGUACAUCCGUGACCUGUGCAAUGGGCUCAAGCCAGACACGCAGCCACAGAUGAUUCAGGCCAAGCUCCUGAAGGCAGAUCUUCAUGGCGCUGUUAUCUCAGUCACGAAAUCCAAGUGCCCCUCCUAUGUGGGAGUUACGGGCAUCCUUCUGCAGGAGACCAAGCAUGUCUUCAAGAUCAUCACCAAAGAAGACCACCUGAAAGUUAUCCCUAAGCAAAAUUGUGUGUUCACCGUAGAAAUUGAUGAUUUCAUUUCCUACAUUUAUGGAAGCAAAUUCCAGCUUCGGGCAAGUGAGCGGUCUGCCAAGAAGUUCAAAUCAAAGGGAACAAUUGACCUAUGAACUCUUUGCCACUGGAGACAGAUGUCCCUGACACCUGAGAACUGGAAACACCCUGAAUGUUCACUUUUCCUUGAAGAACCUCUGGCUGUAGCCCGCCUCUAGUCCAGGGAAAACAGAGGGGCUGAAGAAUAUUGAACAACACAAGAGAAAGCUAGGGGUAGAUAUUUGUAUUUUUAGCUAACAAAAGUUAGCUUUAGUUGUACAGGGAGGAAAGACUAGCAGAAAUACACCAGGAGUAACCUUAGUUCAUCUGAAGGAAAGGGCGUUUAGGUUUCUGUCUUUCCUACUUCUCUCUGUGUAUCCUGAACAUUCUAGCUAAGUCAGUUAUUCAAGUAAUAAUAAAACCAGACCACAGGCAUAAA